AUGUCGUUGGAUGCACCGGCUUCAUCCCUCAAUGCUUCAGAUCCACACGCGCGGCUCCUGGGUGCCUCAUGCCUUGAUUUCCUCCUGAUAGAGCUCGUCCCUAUGGCGGAGCGUUUAGCGAAGGAACUUGCUUCAGAAGAUAAGCUACCAGAUGAUGAAGAAAUCCGGGAAACUACAUUCUUUCGCCUCGAAUCUCUAGGUUACAGGGUUGGACAAGGGUUGGCUGAACGAUUCUCCCGCGAUCGCCCACGAUUCGCAGAUAACCUGGAUGUCAUAAAGUUUCUGUGCAAGGACUUGUGGACGAUACUAUUUAAGAAGCAGGUGGAUAACCUGAAAACGAAUCACCGGGGCGUGUAUGUCUUGACUGACAACUCAUUUCGACCAUUUGCAAGAAUGAGUACAUCUGUGCGAAGCGAGGCGGUUUCUAUGGCUCAAGCGUAUUUAUGGUUUCCAUGCGGCGUUAUUCGCGGUGCUUUAUCAAACCUCGGUAUUACAACCACUGUUCAAGCGGAAUCUACAGAGCUUCCAGGCGCAACCUUCCAAAUCAAAACCGUCAAUCCCAAGCCCUGA
Messenger RNA from Aspergillus tubingensis, 570 nucleotides. Its product is annotated as trafficking protein particle complex subunit. Lineage: Eukaryota; Fungi; Ascomycota; Eurotiomycetes; Eurotiales; Aspergillaceae. Gene Ontology annotation, biological process: regulation of GTPase activity; endoplasmic reticulum to Golgi vesicle-mediated transport. The transcript has 4 exons. The record is from RefSeq and is a predicted model, not a curated record. The coding region runs from base 1 to 570 and encodes 189 amino acids. Gene Ontology annotation, cellular component: TRAPP complex; cis-Golgi network; trans-Golgi network.